GAAUCACAUACAUCAUCUCUAAAAUCAAGCUAAUUGUUUUUAAUGAAGCUUUUUGAAUCAUAUGGUACAUAACAUGCUGUAAGCACUGGAAUCCCUAGACUCAAAGAUUGUCCAUUCAGAUGUGUGUAUCACAACAAAAAUAAAGUACAGUAAAACCGUUUUGUAUGAGCAAAUAAUAGUACGAGCAAACGAAGAUACGAGCGACCUUACUCGCAAAAUUGUAGCCUAUUUUGCGAGCCAAUUUUGAAGGCAGUUAGUGUUAUAUUUUUAUUUCACUAGAAAUCUUGAAAAAUGUCUCAAGAAAAUCAGUGAUGGUGCUGGGAAAAAUAAAUUAAAUAGAAUUACCUUUGAAACCAAGAAGUAUAUAGUUGAAAAGUACGAGGUAAAAAGUAAUUUGUGGUGUAUUCCUUUUUUUUUAAAAUAGGCUACAAAUACUUUUAAGUGCAGAAAUAAGCGAUCGAAUGAGGUCUCGGAACGGAUUUAAUCGUUUUACAUUAAUUCUUAUGGGGAAAAUUAGUUCGAACGUACGACAAAAUGGACCUACGAGCAAUUUUCACGAACGAAUUAUGCUCGUCCAACGGGGUUUUACUGUACCUUCCAUGAGGAGAUCCUACCUCAGUGGUUUACUCCAUAAAUGAAAGGUUUUUAAUACCAGUAUUUUUGGGUUCAAGGAAAUGGUUUGAAUUGCACACCUUUGUUCGGAGAUAUCGCGAAGUUCGUUAUCGCGAUACUGUUUUCACACGGUAUAUCGCUCCAGCCUGAGUAUUGAAGGGGCGGAGUCUCAGCCGCCCGGCCCGGGAUGUGAGAUACGGGCUUGUGUUGUGCAGAAAUAAAAAGCGCUCUCUCUUAACCCCGGUCUGAACUUUUUUUUUUUUUUUUUUUAAGCAACAUUUCGGCUUUUUCCACAUGGAGAUCUGACGACAUACACGCUUUCCGAUGCGGACCCGGAUGAUUUCGCCGUCUUAUUUAUUAUCAAGUCCUCAGUAUUUCUUCAGUUUGUUUUCUUCAUCAUGGAAGCGCGUGGUUCGGGGCGCAUUCGCGGUCUCGUGUUCGUGGUAGUUCUGGGUCUGUGUAAAGUACCUGCUGGGGGAUCUGCGGACAGUAGUUCGGUGACUGAAACUUAUUUAUCUGCCGGCACUGAGGAUUUAGAGCAAUCUACUGACUUUCCAACUUCCUCCAGAGCUGUGAUCGGCGGGGGGACAACAAGGCUUGGAUACUCAGCCACCCCAGAAUCGUCCGAUCUUCAUACGAGUUUUUCAGAGAGGGAAACUCACACGGGUAAUCCAACCACUGAUCAGGAUUCUUCCUCUAAGGUCAUGGAGAGCUGGACAACACAAAACAGAUCAGCCAUGUCCACUGAGUUGCCAGACUCCAGCCCUGUAAUCAGCACCAACACAGUGACUGAGUGGAAAGAUCCUUCUACAACAGCCAACAUCACUGAUGCCAAUAAAGUAGCAGAAGAGUGGCCACCUGUGUCUGAGUUCAGAACUGUGAGAGAUCUCACUGUGACAAAGCUAACUGAACAGGAGCACAUAGACCAGGAUACUACAGAAUCUACAGAAUCAAACACUGAUAGCGCUUACAUCUCCACUACAGAUUGCCGUGCCGGAGAGUGCGCUCUGCUGUCCAUCACAUCCAACAGCACCUCUUCAUAUGUGGAAGGCUCCAGCUCCCCGGAGACAGCUCCACAUGCUUCCACUGGGCAGUUGGAGAAGACAGAUGUUACUCAGUAUAUGGAGUACACUGAGGAUACCAGCCAUAGUGAGGCGACAUCCGAGGACUUCAGUACAAAUGUCACUCAAAAGGAAGUCUUUAAUACUGAGGUCUCUCCUGGCUCCGAAAUUACCCAGUCUCACACAAGACAGCCUACUGUUACAGGAACAGAUUUUGAGUCAAUGCCUAAGACUAGCAAUCCUAGCUCCACACCACCUCUUAUAGUAAUCAACAGCUCCGUCAGUGAGAUGGACUCCACAUCUGAUUUUUCCACCAACCAGAUGUUCUAUACUAACAGUAGCUCAUCUUCAUCUUCCAUCUCUCCGUUUGUCCUGACAGACAAUACUCCAUAUACAAAUGUGUCUCAUCAGGACAGCGAGACCACAGACGCUCCUAUCGGUCACGUGAGCACCAGUUCAGAUGAGAAACCAGAUGAGCCUAAGACGUUUAUGGAAGAAACUACUAUUUCCAGUCUGACUACUGCACCUUUCACCGCCUGGGAUAUGACCACCAGUGUGGAUGAGUCCAAAUCCACCCAACAGACUUUAGUUUCCCAAACAGAUAAUCAUCCAGAGCCUACUGAAGCUCUGAGCACAGCUGCAGGACCCUUGACCCACGUGCCACCAAUCAAAGAGGAAGACACACAUAAGACUAGCACUGUGUCUGUUACUAGUACCACACUAGAUAGCACAGGCACCACAGCGACACAUACCACACAACAGUUUCAAACCAGCACCACUCCCGAGGCUUACAGUACGACACACAGUACCCUCUCUUCAACAGAGACCACUCAGAAGAUCACUCCCACCUCAGAACAGCAACACACCACCAAUCUAACAGCCACACCCUUUCCGCUUGCCAGCUCAUCCCAGUCUGGAGUUGGUGCUACUGACGUGAGCACACUGCACUUUGAGACCAGCACUGCGACACCAAGCAGCACCUCAGCAAACAGCCAGCACACCACUGCUUUCUACACUAAGAGCAUUGUCACCACGAGCACUGCAGUUAUUACAACAGGAAAGCGUGCUGAGACUGAAGCCUCGACCACUCCUGAUCAUAUGUGUAGACAUCACAUCUGUGCAAAUGGAGGUAAAUGUGUGUUGACAUCGGAUGGCUACAGGUGUGACUGUCUGCCUGCCUGGAGAGGAGAAAACUGCACUGAGGAUGUGGAUGAGUGUGUGAGCAGCCCGUGCCCACAGGACUCGGUCUGUGUGAACACCAGGGGCUCAUUCAGCUGUGACUGUGCCCUAGGUUAUGACUUGCAAGAUGGACGAAGCUGUACACAGACAAAGACAUUCUUGGGAAUUUUUAGUGUGAACACUUCUCUGCAUGAAUCGCACAGAGAAAUUUUAAAGUUGUUGAACGACUCGCUCUUCAACCUACCUGGUUAUAGACGAUCAACUCUGCUGAUGGACAGGUUGCACAUCUUGGCUGUGAACAUGUUCUCUAUGUCUGCUAACGUGACCAGCAUUGACAUCUUCCAUAGAAUCCAGAUGUCUCUCCAAUACUGCAACAAACCACAGUCCCACUGCUCUUUAAAGCAUCAACACCGGCUCAUGUAUCAAAUGGGGAGUCUGUGCUCAGUCCAGAAGAAUAGAUGUGACACUCAGUAUGCUGUCUGCAAUGAUACUGAUGGGACCCCGUACUGUCAGUGCCAUGAAGGAUACUUCAAAAAGAACACAGAGGACAGCACCUGUAGAGACUGUGGCGAUGGCUUUAAGCUUGUUAAUGGAACAUGCAUGGAAUGUCCAUUUGGAUUUGGUGGAUUUAACUGCAAUAACUUUUAUGGGCUGAUAGCAAAGGUGGUAUCUCCUGCUGCUGGGGGAUUGUUGCUUAUUGUCAUCAUUGCUCUCAUCAUAACCUGUUGUAGGAAGGACAAAAAUGACAUUAACAAAAUCAUCUUUAAAAGCGGGGAUCUUCAAAUGUCUCCAUAUGGUGAAUUUCCCAAGAGUAAUCGUGUAUCAAUGGAGUGGGGCAGGGAGACUAUUGAGAUGCAAGAAAAUGGCAGUACCAAGAAUCUCCUGCAGAUGACGGACAUCUAUUACUCUCCAGCUCUGCGAAAUGCAGAUCUGGAGAGGAACGGGCUUUAUCCGUUCUCAGGCCUGCCUGGUUCACGACACUCCUGCAUUUACCCGGCACAGUGGAAUCCGUCGUUCAUCAGUGAUGACUCACGGCGGCGAGAUUAUUUUUGACCUCACUGCAUUUGGACUGAGUCAUCAGCUCAGCUCUUCUAAUGAAUGUAGCAAAGGCUCCAUAGCAAGAUGGAGCUGACCUUGGAUAGGGACAACACUGACCACUAAGCAGCCUAUGAAUGUGAAAACGAGCUGGCAGGAAAGAAAUCAAAUUCGUGGUGUGUCCCCUUCGAAGAACUGUGAAAUAAUCACAAGGGGAAAUGCGCUCAAUAAAGAUGCUGUUAGCAAAUCAAGUGUUGCACAGAUACAAACUCAGAUGUUUGAUUGCAAAUGGAAUAAGCCAUAGAAAUAACACUUCUAAUGUAAGGCAAUGAAACACAUGCUACAGGGUGGUGCAAAAGUGUGCACGUCUGUACAAGCUUAUUGUAUUUAAACCUGAAUGCUGGUAAACUGUACAAAUGGUAUAUUGCUGUAGACUGUUUUAUCAGUAGAUGUAGCAGGACAAAGUAGGUCCUUAUAACAUUCACUUAAGAGCAUAAAGUGAACUAAAAUGCACUCUGUGCUAUUUCUUUACACAAUAGAGAUUUUAGCACUACAUCCAUGAUACCACAAUAAACCGUGCAGCAUUCUUAUUUAUUUGAAUUAACUUAAUGCCAUUUCCAGAUAUAUUUGCAUUUUAGUUUAAUAUCAUUUCUCAAAGCAUGAUCUACAAAAACAACUGUGUGUGUGUGUGUGUGUGUGUGUGUGUGUGUGUGUGUGUGUGUGUGUGUGUGUGUGUGUGUGCGCGCAAAAAUCCCAGUUGUUUUGCUACAUCCUUGUUAUCAUUUGUGUUGUAAGGUGUAUUAUAUUUUGUUAAUAGCUUACAUUUUUAUAACUAUUUUGUACCAACCAGUAUUUUCUUGUCUCCCUUGUGGAUGGUCAAAUCUGGCGUUUUAGUCAGAAAUAUUUAAAUAAAAGCAGCAGUAAUGUUGAA
Messenger RNA from Silurus meridionalis, 4818 nucleotides. RefSeq names its product heart development protein with EGF-like domains 1 (gene heg1). Bases 1011 to 3905 code for a protein of 964 amino acids. The transcript is spliced from 13 exons. Gene Ontology annotation, biological process: heart development. NCBI's taxonomy places the organism in Eukaryota, Metazoa, Chordata, Actinopteri, Siluriformes, Siluridae. Gene Ontology annotation, molecular function: calcium ion binding. The record is from RefSeq and is a predicted model, not a curated record.